Molecule: messenger RNA, 5091 nt
Organism: Talpa occidentalis (Iberian mole)
Lineage: Eukaryota; Metazoa; Chordata; Mammalia; Eulipotyphla; Talpidae
Gene: GPR63
Product: G protein-coupled receptor 63
Exons: 2
Coding region: 293-1552 (419 amino acids)
Biological process (GO): G protein-coupled receptor signaling pathway
Cellular component (GO): membrane
Molecular function (GO): G protein-coupled receptor activity
Source: RefSeq, a predicted model, not a curated record
UUUUGUUAUAGGACAGAGAGAGGGGCAGCCCAAACCCCGCAAACCUGCCUAUUCUAAAUGGGUUCUGCCAUCUGCCGCAUCAAUAUAAAACACAUGAGACUUUAAUGGGAAGGAUCUUUAAUAAAACUAGGAAACAAUACAGGCAACAGGACUGCUUUGGAAGAUGGAACUCUUUGUCCGUUUUCCAGAAUGUGUUUCCAAGCCCAUCAGUGGAACAUGACACUGCUACUCUGUGUUGAAAUGCUUCCGGAGCACCUGCCCCUCUGCCGGCGCCUUCCAUCCUACAGAAACCAUGGUCUUCUCCCCAGCGUUGACUGCGUCCCAUACCAGGGCGUCCAACACGACGUUUGUAGUCUAUGAAAACGCAUACGUGAAUAUGACGGUCCCUCCACCAUUGCAGCACCCCAGCAUUGGCCCGCUUCUUAGAUACAGUUUUGAAACCGUGGCUCCCACUGGGAUGAGUUCCUUGACAGGGAAUAGCACAGCUGUGACGCCAACACCAGCAGUUUUUAAGAGCCUGAACUUGCCUCUCCAGAUUAUUCUUUCUGCUGUCAUGAUAUUUAUUCUGUUUGUGUCUUUUCUGGGGAACUUGGUUGUUUGCCUCAUGGUUUACCAAAAAGCUGCCAUGCGAUCUGCAAUUAACAUCCUCCUUGCCAGCCUGGCAUUUGCUGAUAUGUUACUUGCAGUUCUGAACAUGCCCUUUGCCUUGGUAACUAUUCUUACUACCAGAUGGAUUUUUGGGAAAUUCUUCUGUAGGGUAUCUGCUAUGUUUUUCUGGUUGUUUGUGAUAGAAGGAGUAGCCAUCCUGCUCAUCAUUAGCAUUGAUAGGUUCCUUAUUAUAGUGCAGAAGCAAGAUAAGCUAAAUCCAUACAGGGCUAAGGUUCUAAUUGCAGUUUCUUGGGCAACUUCCUUUUGUAUAGCUCUUCCUUUGGCUGUAGGAAACCCUGAACUGCAGAUACCUUCCCGAGCCCCCCAGUGCGUGUUUGGGUACACAACCAAUCCAGGAUACCAGGCUUAUGUGAUUUUGAUUUCUCUCAUUUCUUUCUUCAUACCCUUUCUGGUGAUACUGUAUUCAUUUAUGGGCAUACUCAAUACCCUUCGGCAUAACGCCUUGAGGAUCCAUAGCUACCCUGAGGGCAUUUGCCUCAGCCAGGCCAGCAAGCUGGGUCUCAUGAGUCUACAGAGACCCUUUCAGAUGAGCAUUGACAUGGGCUUUAAAACGCGUGCCUUCACCACUAUUUUGAUUCUCUUUGCUGUCUUCAUUGUCUGCUGGGCCCCGUUCACCACUUACAGCCUUGUGGCAACAUUCAGUCAGCACUUUUACUACAAGCACAACUUUUUUGAGAUUAGCACCUGGCUACUCUGGCUCUGCUACCUCAAGUCUGCAUUGAACCCACUGAUCUACUACUGGAGGAUUAAGAAAUUCCAUGACGCCUGCCUGGACAUGAUGCCUAAGUCCUUCAAGUUUUUGCCGCGGCUCCCAGGUCACACAAGACGUCGGAUUCGCCCCAGUGCUGUCUACGUAUGUGCAGAACAUCGGACCGUGGUGUGAUUGUCAGAACAGCCUGACGUUUUGGGUGGUGGUUGUUCUUUAUCUGACUUUGAAUUUUCUUUCACAUUGCUUCUCCACUUACACUUUAUUGUUUUUCAGAGGAUGUGUGUAUGUGUGUGUGCAAUGUAAAGAAAGAAUGGUGAUUACUUAUAAUUCUGUUACCAGGGAUACACAUUAGGGAAGUGAUCACAAAUGUUACCUCCAGGGUUCAAGAGAAAUACUCUAUUUAGGGUAUGGAGAUUUUUUUGUUUGUUUGUUUCUUUGGUUAAUUAGUUUUUAUGGUAGGAGUUAGGAUUGUGCUUUAUUGACCCUGCAGUUACAAUGAAUUGUAGGUGUUUCGUUUGCUGCUAAGUAUGAUUAUUGAGUUUAUCAAUUUUUUUUUUUCCUGGAAAACACUGCUGCUUUUUACCAUCACAUUGGAGCCAAAAACCACAUACAUCUCAGUAGAUAAAUAUUUAGUUUUAUUAAAAAAAAAAAAACCCAAGGGAGUUAGUGACAUUUUAAAGAUCGUUAAGAUUUACUUUGGUGCACUUUAAGAAACAAUGUACGAACUAAUUCAGAAGUCAUGUUUUUCAGAAUUAUUUUUAUACAUGACAUGUGCUUUAGGGAGCAUUGCAUUAUAAUUUCUAGGAAAAUAGUUUUUUUUUAAAUGUUUUAUCCGCAUAUACAAUUUUAAGGAGAAAACAUAAAAAUGUGGAAAAUUUUCUAAGCACAAUAGUGAUAUUUAGAGCAAUAGGGCAAAGUGGAGGAGAAAGCGCACCCUUGAACAUUUGAAUGGGAUUUAGUGAGAGGAUGACUGGUGUAGGCCGUGGUGAUGCUUUUAACUUGAGAAUUCUUGCUGAGUCUGUUGGGGAGAAGGGUGUACCAUUUACUGUAUAUACUGCAUAAUUUUAUCCUCACAGCAUCCUGUGAGGUACGUAUUAUUUCUUCCUUCUUACAGAUGAAGAAAACAAGUCUCAGAGAGACUAAGAAUCUGCCCAAGACUGUGGUAGAGCUGGGAUCCAAAAAUCUGUCAAAGUCCAGAGACUUUGUGUUCUGCUGUGCCACACAGACACCUCAGUUAGGUUUAGAUGUUUUAUAGUCAAGCAUGAAUUCUGUACUCUUUAGUUUUUUUUUAGACUAAACUCUUCUUUUAAAAAGUAUCUUUUUUAUUACCAUAAGAGAAAGGAAGUUUGGAACAUGGAAAAGAAAAAAAUAAAAUCACAACCACCUUUAUCAAGUAGAACUUGGCAAGCUUAGAUAAAUAAGACUAUAAAAAACAAGGCGAUUUUUUUGGUUUGCAAAACAAGUAACAAUUAUUGAGAGGUUAAAUAAACUCUAUAUAGGUCUUGGCUUUGUGCAUUUGGAGGUUUCCAGUAGUCUAGCUGUUUUUCUAAAUGUUCUGGGCGGAACAUCAUUGUUGUCAAGGUGUUUGCCCAUAAAACAGCUGGAGUCUAUAAAUGUGCUCAGAAGCACGUUUCCUAAGAAAAAGCAAAGAUAUGCCCUGGUCCAAGUAGAUAGCAAGUUUUAAUGGGGCAGGUCUGGGAUUUUUAAAUUAUUUUUUCUCUCACUGAUAAUCUUGGAGGUGCCUUCUCUCUGUAACCACUGGCACAUUUUAUAAAACAGCCAACAGAGAUGGAGCUGCAGACUGACACCAUAAGGACUGGAAGCGUGGCCCUUUGAUUACAAAAUGGGCUUUAGAAAUACGUAAAUUAAUCAUGAACACUUUAGAAUUAGAGCAUCUUUUCAGAAUUUGAGUCCUUUGAGAGCCAAUGGGAAAAAUAGUAGCUUCUGUUUCUUCAGUUGUACAACCAGGGAGUUGGGUUAGAUGAAUCUUCAAGGUCUUGUCCAACUCUAAUGUGUUUUCUUCCAUGUGAGAGUUGAGAAUUUUGAAGAGUCUAGCUGAUACCAGCACCACUCUUUGGUCUCCAGUAUUAUUUCUUUAUGUUUUUACUUCAUUGGCUAUAUCUUAAAAUUGAAUGUCUGAGGAGCACAUGGGAGGGUAUCAGGAGUUAGGACUUUGGAAGUAUGAUGACACCACUAAAGACCCGGGAAAUUCUGCUUGUAAGCACUUGUAACGGUGUUAGAACUCGUUUUCCAAUUAAGGAACUCUUUUGGGGACUCACGCAUAUUAUUCAACAUGUUUUGUAAUCAUCUGAUGAUGAUAGUCACCUACCUCUGGUUUCUAAUUUAUAUUAGUCACAGGUAAUAUUGUUUUUGUCCAUAGAAAUCCUGUAGAACAUAAACACUGUGGUAUAUACUAGUGGCAAAAUGAAGUGUAUUAUGCUUUCCAUUUUCACCAUCAACUGGAUUUCAAGCAGAUGUUAAUAAGUGUAUUUGAAGUUAGACUUUCUCUAAGGAAAGUCAGCAUGAUCUGUAUUCCUUGUAGGUAGUGGCGGUAGGCUUUGAGAGUUGUUUUGGGUUUGGGGAUGAACCUGAGUUUUGUUUUCUUUUGUGCUGUUUUUAUGAGCAAUCCUUAGGUAUUUUUGUGGUGCUUGGUUGGCAGUGCAUGAUUUGGUGGGAGCACUGGAGCGCCUGUUGAGAUUCUCGUUGUUUGCGAAAGGAGACCAUGAGGGGCCUUUGUGAGAAUUCAGUAACAACACUGAACAGCAGUUCUCUUUUACACUGGAUAAUCUUGAUCCAACGACAGUUUACAAAUCACUUUGAACACACAUUUCGAAAGCUUUACAAAAAAAGUACUAUGGUAUACCUUUGAAAAAUUUAGGUGCAGAAUCAUAUGUUGCCUCUUCCUCUGUAUUUUCUUAAGGGGAAAAAAAAGACCACUACUAAUUAUCACUGCUGACUGACAAAUCAGAGAUGUUUUUGUUUUAUAUCUUCUGGCUAAUUAAGAAGCAUGGAAGAGAUAGUGAAAUAUUUGUGGUCAAAGGAAAUCCCAAGUAGCCUGGAGUAGUGAUAUUUAAGCUUUGAUAUGAGUAUGUGUCUAAGUAUUCCCAGGGGAGCUUGUUAACCGUACAAGUCCCCAGGGUGCCUAGAGGGUCUGGGCUUGGAACCAGGGAUGCACACUUGUUGAGCACUCUGCCUGAUCCAGGUCCCUGGGGCAUACUUUAAGAAAUGUUCCUGUAACCCACUUUAAAUACUGACUGUUUUAUCCAAAAUUGUUUGUGUUGGAAGCCAUUAUUUCCUAGUGCAUGGGUAAUCCACAUCAAGAGGAAAAUCUAUUUAUCAUUGUGCCUCAUUUGCUGCCAUGUGUGUUAGUGCUGGGUCUUGCCAGUGUUAGUUGUACCCCCUUUCAACUGGCAAAAUUCUGAUAAACCAUGUAGUUUCAAGUAGAGCAAAAAGCUACUUAAUAUUUGAAAAUCUUGACUCUCAGGAGCCUAAUUUCUCUAAUACCUUCUUUUCUCCUAUAUAUAUAACCUCCUGAAGAGUGUGAAGGGAAUGUAAAGUGUCACCUAAUUCCUAUUGCUCUGCUUAUUCGGUUGUGUUCAAUGGAAGCAUGAAGAAAAUAAAAUAAUCUUUUGAAUCUAUGUAUUUCUGUUACUGAGAAAGAUAUUUAAUUUUUUUGUGAUCUUUGCUUUUGUUUACAUGAAAAUAUGUGUGUA